AUGGCCUUGGAUAGUAGGCUAUGGAAGAAUAUUGUCAUAUGCCUCAAGGCUGCUGCUCCUCUCAUUACAGUCCUUCGCUUGGUUGAUUCAGAUGAAAAACCAGCCAUGAGUUUCAUCUUUGAAGGCAUGAGAAAAUCCAAAGAAACAAUUAAGACUAACUUCGGUUGUGUUAAAAAGAGUUAUGAACCUAUAUGGAAAAUUAUUGAUGGAAGCUGGAAAAGCCAACUGCAUAGACCAUUGCAUGCAGCUGCGUAUUAUCUUAAUCCUCAUUAUCACUAUGAACCAAAUUUCAUGGUUGAUGAUGCUGACAUUAAGAUUGCUAGAGGCCUCUUUGGUAAUGAAACUGCAAAGAGUAGUAGGAAGACCAUGCUACCUGCUGAGUGGUGGGACUUCUAUGGAGAUAGUUGUCCAGAACUAAAGAAGUUUGCUAUCCGAGUUCCAAGCUUAACUUGUAGUUCAUUUGGUUGUGAGAGUAAUUGGAGUGCAUUUGAAAUGGUUCAUACAAAGAGAAGAAAUUGGUUGCAUAAAAAAAUGAAUGUUUUAGUGUAUGUGAUGUAUAAUUUGAAGUUAAAGGGCAAGCAAAUUAGAAAAACUCCAGAACUUGAAUUUGAUGCAGUGCAUUCUGAUGAUGAAUGGAUAACUGAGGAUGCUAAUGAAAAUAUUGCUGAAAGUGUUGAGUAUUCUCACUUGCCAACGAAUGACAAUACUAAUGAUGAUCCAAAUAGUAAUGAAUUUGCUAUUCUAGGUAUGAACAGUAAUGAAUUCAACAUGGGUGAGGGAGAUGGUAAAGAUGAUGAUGUUGAUGCCAUGAAAGAUGAAGAUAUUGGAGGAUUUGAGUUUUAG
Messenger RNA from Arachis duranensis, 843 nucleotides. RefSeq lists its product as uncharacterized. Gene Ontology annotation, molecular function: protein dimerization activity. The transcript is spliced from 5 exons. NCBI's taxonomy places the organism in Eukaryota, Viridiplantae, Streptophyta, Magnoliopsida, Fabales, Fabaceae. The coding region runs from base 1 to 843 and encodes 280 amino acids. The record is from RefSeq and is a predicted model, not a curated record.